AUGGUAACUGCUGUAAUACUAGUCCAGUCAGCAACACCGGAAACUAUCACCCAGUUCCAUGACCAGCUCUCCAAUGAGCUUCCUGCCAUCAAAGGCAAAUGGGGUUUCACAUUCAGAAUCUUCCGUAACAACCCCUACUCACUAGCACCCGAGGCAGUGGAAGCUGGAGAGACUACCACCAAGGAUGUCAAGUAUUUCUACACAUUGUCGCCAUCAUACAUCAAGGACUCUACCAUCACGUUGAUCGACAAGAAGUCGACGGGAGUGUUUACCAACACCAUCCACGAAGAGGCAAGCGAAGAAGGAGGAAUAAGCAUCCCCGAUAGUCACCUCCACAACGGUGCUACAACUGGGUUGAACGAUCCAUUCGAAAUGGUGGUGGGGUUAAAGUUUCAGAGCAUGUGGACCCAACGACAGUUGAUCAAGGGCGACGGGGGCCAGAUCUACGAGCUCGAAAACGGCAAUCUCACCAUCCGUACAUCCAAUGUAUUUUUGCACGGAAAUUUCCGGGGACUCUUGAUCCAAAUUGACUUGAACAAUGGGGUCGAGAAAGAGCGUCAUACCGCGUUCGAGCGGGUCCGCAAGAAGUAUAGUAUUCCACAAGGACCCAUGAGCUGCGAGGUCUUGGAUGUGGAGAAUUUGGAUGUUUGGGGUGACUUGUGCUUGCAGUAUGCUGAAAUUUUGAACUUCUAGGUGAAAUUUAUUUUCACUUGAGCAUCCUUCAAAGCUGUCAAUGUGAGAAACAAGGUCAAUGUAUUGUAUGGUAGUAUGAAAUCUACAAAUGUGCCCAUUGCAUGUCACAUCUACUCAAAAUUAAAAACUACAGCCUAAUUGAUUUUGAGAAUCUGUCUCAUUGCCAUACGGACACCUCCAAUAUUCAUAAGCUAGUCUAAGCUAGUGGUCGACGUGUUAGAAAGUUGAAUAGUUCAUGACUCCAACACUCAAAGUUGAAUCCCUUGCAUGAAAAAAUCGACUAAGGCAUACAUUGGAUAUAUGUAAUGAUUAUAAUUGCGUAGACAAAAAUUUCAGGUGGUUUACUAAAAAAAUAACGAUAUAAUGAAGAGGAGAUAAGUAAGAAAGCG
Suhomyces tanzawaensis NRRL Y-17324 is the source of this 1082-nucleotide messenger RNA. It is a transcript of the gene MED20, whose product is annotated as Med20p. The transcript has 2 exons. The record is from RefSeq and is a predicted model, not a curated record. The coding region runs from base 1 to 693 and encodes 230 amino acids. Gene Ontology annotation, cellular component: mediator complex. Gene Ontology annotation, biological process: regulation of transcription by RNA polymerase II. Gene Ontology annotation, molecular function: transcription coregulator activity. Lineage: Eukaryota; Fungi; Ascomycota; Pichiomycetes; Serinales; Debaryomycetaceae.